Molecule: messenger RNA, 1510 nt
Organism: Schistosoma margrebowiei
Lineage: Eukaryota; Metazoa; Platyhelminthes; Trematoda; Strigeidida; Schistosomatidae
Source: the annotation of a GenBank genome assembly
AUUAAUAAUGAGCAAUUUAGAUCUUUUAAUGCACUGUCAUUUUUGUUCUGUCAGAUAGUGUAAAUACCUCGUAUUUCGUAACCCAAGCACAUUGUCGACUUUUUCGACGUUAGAUGGAUUAUGUGUAUAUUUUAGCACCUAUUGGGCUAGGCGUUAUUUUGACUUUGUGCAGCACCGGAUAUUGCAUUUAUAUUCAUUACUCUAAACGCAGACUCGUUGAGCGCAUCAAAAAAGAGAUGCUUGCAAAAAUAAUUAAUGGUCCAGAUGCUAUUGUUUACAACACUCACUGGUGUAGUAAUAUAGGAACGGGCAAAACAAACUCUGUUGUGAGUUGCCCUAAACCUCCAGGUCAUGCAGUCAGUAUUGGAGGAUCCCAAAUGGACAUAUACUCUCAUCCUAUACAAUCACGGACUGAUGUCUUUGUCCAGAAAGUUGGAAGUGAGGUGUUUAGUUCGCUGACCAAUGAAAGACUUCAGGUUUUGAACGUACCUUAUUGUGAUUAUAAACAUACCACACAUUAUGGUUCAUCAAAGACCAAAACUUUCAUCACAAGUAUACCAAGUCAUAGAGCCGUGAAAUCCGAUGGUAUAUACGUGAACUGUCCAGUUAAACCAUCUCAAAAACCUGAGUCAAGCAAACAUUAUAACAUGAGAUACCAGUAAGUUGACGUGAGUUAAGGAUGGAAAAUUGGCAUCAAAUUCACGGUUCAACGUUUCAGAGGGUCGUCUUCAUUGUUAUUCAUAUUUCUUUAUUUAUGUAUAAAUCAACUGCUCAUUUUUCCAAUAUAAUAACUAAUGCAUUGAAUAACAAAGUUGGACAAGCCUUUUUUUAAAAGAUUGAAAUAGGUGUAUAUGAAUGCAUUUCAUUUCAUAAAAUUACUUUGAAUUGUAUAUUACACAUGAGAAUUAUGGGUGAGACUAUAAUUUAAUGGACGAACAAAUCAGAAAUAAUAUAACAGGUAUCGGAUUUUGGAGCGAAAUUCACUUAUCCAUUUGGCUAAAUAGUAUCUUGGCUGAUAUCGCUGAUGUCAAUUCGUAAUGAUAACCCAAAAUCUAAUUCCUAACCUUUAAUCAUCAACUGUAAAUCACAAUUCUAAUUCCUCAUAUUAAUUUAUAACCUUCACUUGAUCCUUGUUAUUAGGUGAAUAUUUUCAAGGUCACUUUAGCGUCUCUCAUUGAAUUAUGCUAAUAAAGUUAAUUUAUUAUUAGUUCAUUAUUCAAUACUUUCUUUUUGUUUUAUAAUGUGCACAUUUUGAAAUAAAAUUUUUUUGUUUGUUUUUGUUGUGAUUGCAUUUUUCAAUUGUUUACAUAUAAUACACAAACUUUCUUACUUGCUAUGCAUUUCUAGUUGUUGUUGUUGUUGUUGGUGGUGGUGGUGGUCUGUUCCACUUAAUGAUUUUAAUUUAUAUUUAUUUUUUAUUUAUUUUUUUUUAUUUUCCUCUAUUGGUGUAUAAAAUGGGAUAAGAGUAGUAUAAGUAAAUUUUGUUUUUAAUCACUAAGCCUAAAUUGAU